Messenger RNA from Vidua chalybeata, 3377 nucleotides. It is a transcript of the gene TMEM150C, whose product is annotated as transmembrane protein 150C. The transcript has 9 exons. Bases 456 to 1214 code for a protein of 252 amino acids. The record is from RefSeq and is a predicted model, not a curated record. NCBI's taxonomy places the organism in Eukaryota, Metazoa, Chordata, Aves, Passeriformes, Viduidae.
GGAUUUAAUCUCCAAGUUACAGCACGUAAUUGGCUAUGCAAGCAUCGAUGAAACCCGCCCCCCCCAUCAGGGCUGCACACAAACACAGCAGCCAAGGUGUAAGGUGAGGCCCAGGCUCUGGUGGCUGACUGCAGAGGAACUUCUGACUCCAUCUGCCCCAUCCCUUCUGACUCCAUCUGACCCCAUCCCUUCUGACUCCAUCUGACCCCAUCCCUGCUGUAGCUGGGCUGGGCUGGGCUGCACUGGGGUAAUCCCUGGAGCAGGAGAGAUGAGCAAAACCUGCUGGCACUGAAGUUACGCCUUGAGAAAGACGCUGCAGGGAGAGGGAAGCCCAGUCUGGAAGCGGGGCGUGCCCGGUUCGUGCAGCGCCAAAUGCGAGGCAGGCAGACGCAGCCCACAGGAGUUGAAAGUCAGCGUCUCUGGCUGUAAAACAGCAGCUCAGCACUGGUUGCUAAAUGGCCUGUAUGGAUGGGAAGAAAUGCAGCGUGUGGAUGUUUUUACCUCUUGUCUUUACCCUGUUUACAUCAGCUGGAUUAUGGAUAGUGUACUUUAUAGCAGUGGAAGAUAACAAAAUUCUCCCACUAAGUGUACCAGAUAGGAAACCUGGUCCCAAAAGACCGCCUUAUAUAAGUAUUGCAGGUGAUGCACCUCCUGCAAGCUGUGUGUUUAGUCAAGUCAUGAACAUGGCAGCAUUUCUAGCGCUUGUUGUGGCUGUCCUGCGCUUCAUUCAGCUGAAGCCAAAGGUGCUCACCCCUUGGCUGAACAUCAGCGGCUUGGUGGCUCUGUGCUUGGCCUCUUUUGGGAUGACCUUACUCGGCAACUUUCAGCUUUCCAAUGAUGAGGAGAUCCACAACGUGGGCACAUCGCUGACCUUUGGCUUCGGGACACUGGCGUGCUGGAUCCAGUCUGCCCUUACCCUCAAGAUCAACCUGAAGAAUGAGGGGAGGAAAGCUGGGAUUCCACGAGUGGCUCUCUCAGCCAGCAUCACCCUCUGCGUGGUGCUCUAUUUCAUCCUUAUGGCCCAGGGCAUUCACAUGCAUGCUUCCAGGAUCCAGUGGGGCCUAGUGAUGUGCUUCCUGUGCUACUUUGGCACCUUUGCAGUGGAGUUCAGGCAUUACAGAUUUGAGAUAAUUUGUUCUGAGUACCAGGAAAACUUUCUGAGCUUUUCCGAAAGCUUAUCAGAAGCCUCCGAGUACCAGACAGAUCAGGUGUAGCCUGUCCUCUGGUAGGGGGGAAGGGGGGCAGGGGUGGUCUCAUGGGUGAAACAUGACCUCAUUUACACUUUUUUUUUUUUAUGAGCUUGUUUUCAUGUGCAAUCAUGAUGGUAUUGCCAAAGGGCUCUGAGGGUGGCUGUCUCACUAAGAGCCAAACAAACAGAGGUGUCUGCUGGGAGAGGAGUGGAUCCAUCUCAGCGGCAGCAUGAGAGAGCACAAGGUGCUUAGUUUGUGCCACCAGUGACUCUUUCUGAGUGGCUCUGUCACACUCCUGUUGCUCAAAACUUUCAGCAGCCUUGCAAUGCCCCUGUGAGGCUGGUCCCACUCAGCCCACCCUGCAGAGAAGGAGGUGAAGGAAGCAGACUUCUCCUAACAGCAAGAGCCUUCAGGAGUCACCUCUUCCCGAGUCACCAGACUGCAUCUUCCAUGUGUUUCUUGGCUUGUUUUCUUUGCUGCCAACUUGGGGGAACUUGGUAGGGGGAGCGAGAGCAGCUGUUCCUCCAGAACCUGGAAUCAGACACAGAAGACCCCAGUGGACUGGCUUUUAUGGCAAGCAGGCAGGCAUUUCUUCCAGCCUGGAAAGCAGACGAUGUAAAUCUGGAUUUGGCAGGAACUGUGCUGUGAUCAGGAAGUGAGGCUUAGCUGAUGCUGCCUUGUAGCCAGGCAGAUCAUCCCCAGGCCAGAGGGGGUGACACAGUGGGAUGCUGUGCUUGGCUUCCUGGUGGGCACUGGUAGGAGUGAGGUGCUGAAUUAAGAUGAGAACGUCUGUGUGCUCUGAAGACGACCCAGAAAAGGCUGCUUUUUCCAUGUGUAGUGCUUCCACCACACAUUGUGUAUAGCAUUUCAAAAGCUUUUUAAUUUUUUUUUUUUUUAAUGUUCACUGAGGGGGAAAACAUUGUGUUAGAGACACCAGGCUUGUCUGCCAUGAGAAAGUACCAGUGCUUCUGGACACAGGGUUUGGUUUUGCUCCUUGUGCAAGCCAAACUUCAGACAUGCUGGUUUGGGCUCUGGGCCCCUCAGUGUGGCCAGGCCACUUGCCCUGAGUGGAGCCUGCCACAGGUUUGUUUAAAUGGGCUUCCAAGGUGCCAGGAGGGAGUUGUGGCACGGAGGCUGGCUGAUCUGCCUGAGGGCUGGAGGUGUGAGAAGGGAACAGGCAAACCAGAAGGGCUUCUCCCUCCCUAAAGGGAGGUUCUCAAACAGAAGGUCUGUUUUCGGAGAACAAGGAGCUCAAAGCCCAUUUGGAAACCUGAUUUUGGGAAGGCUGCUGUAUUGCCUGGGUAGGGGAGUGAUGGGAAUUGCUUCUCAUGAACAUGGCUCCUGUUUUCCUCCACAAAUCAAGCUCAGCUUAGUUUCACAUCUUGUCUGAGCUGCAGGAAAACAAGCAGAAAUUUAAAUGGUAGGAAAGGGCACUUGAAGGGGAACUCGUACUGCUCUGUGGCAUUUCUGACAGAGAAGGAAAAGGCAAAAAGGCAUUCAGUCUUCUGCAAAGGUCACACUGAGAGGAGAAACAGUUGAGACAAACUGUGUGUUAAGUAGAAAGCUUUCAGCCAGCCCUUUAUUUCCUGUGCACCAAAACUUGUUCUCAGGCAGCUGUUACAAGUCCAGAGCAUUUUUGGCCAACAGAGUGUUGUUGUGGAUUGCUGAAGGCUUCCUCCUUGUAGCAGUGUCAUGAGUGGAAAGCUUUCCCAGAAGGAUGUGCUGAGAGUGGCCAAGGACACAGCAGUGUGAGGUGCCAGCUCCCUAGAGGCUCAUCCAGGGAGCUCCUCCUGGGCAAGGACAGGAGGGGACAGUCUGGAGAACAUGCAGGUGGGGAUCCUCUUGCACUGGCACACACUCAAUCCAUAUGGAGCACAAAAUAGCAAUUUGUUGUAAGGGCGUUUUACUGUAAAUAGUCCACUGUGUCUUUUUUUCCCCCUAAUUAAUUAAUACUUUCAGUUUAUUAUUUUAGCUUUUGUAAUUUUAUCAAAGGAAAAAAAAAUUGUGUGGUUAUUUUUUUUUUCCUUUUGCUCCUUUUCCUAUAUGCAAUCCAAACUGAACUUCAGGUUUUUAGUGAUAAUUCUGUACAUUUCUUAGAGUAUUUCUAACAGUACAUUUCAGUACAACUAAAUGACAGCUGAUGUACACUAAAACAUGACCACUGAAUAAAGUGCUUUUAUGGAGAAA